GGUGGUGGCGGCGGCGGCGGCGGCGACAGCCUCCCCAGCAGCCUUGGAGCUUCUUUUGGGCGCUGCCCCCCAAGCUGUGUCCCUGGGACCCGGGGCGUGUCCUGGGGUCUCCCCGGGAGCUUGGGGCGGGGCGGCGCCUGAGAAGCUGGCUGGCUGGUAGCGGGGACGAACGCUGGAGGGGGCUGUAGCUCUCCCUCUCCCUCUUCUCUUCCCGGUCCUAGCUUCCCCUUCCCCCCACCCUCUCCAAGUUACCCCCUCCCCCCUCCGGAGGGGGCAGGCUUAGGGGCGGGGAGGUGCGGCGACCGCGGCGGUGGAGCUGCUGAGUUCAGUUCCCGCUCGCCGGCCGGGUCUACCGAAGGCUAACUAGUCUCUAGCGCCUUUGCAGCCGCCGUUCCUCCUUUGAAUUUUAUUUGGGGGGUGGGGAGGGAAAAGGGGGCGGGGAAGGAAAGAAGCACAGCCACCGCCUCUCCGGUUUCUCGCGUGCAAAUGGUGUUUGCCUAGGCGUCGAGUCGGACAUGGCGACCCUGAGCCCGCUACCUUCCCUCUCCUUCUCCCCUCGUCUUUCGUCCUACUGCUCCUCCCCUUCUCCUCCAUCCCCGGGAGCCCUUUAAUGGCUCGGACCUCCGCCGGCCCCUGCCAGCUCUACUUGCGCGCCGGAGACGGGAGCCACCAGUGCCCGGGAGUAUUAAUAGAAAGCAGCCGCCGCAGCCCCAGCUCGGGAGCCGUGCGAGCAGCAGCAACAGCAGCAGCAGCAGCAGCAGCAGCAGCAGCAGCAGCCUCCCUCAGCAGCCCGGGGCCCGCGGCGCGGGGGAGGAGGGGGAGGAGGAGGAGGAAAAGGAGGAAAGGCGGGGGGAGCAGCGAGAGCCCGAGCCCCGGACGUCGGGAGAGCCGCGGCAGCUCCUGCCCCAGCCCGAGUCCCAGCCCCAGCCCCAGUCCCGAGACGUGGAGAUAUUAUAGGCUAUUUUAAACAUGGGUGAAAUAGAGCAAAAGCCAACCCCAGGAUCACGGUUAGGAGCUCCUGAGAAUGCUGGGAUCAGUACAUUGGAGCAUGGACAGAAGUUGCCCACAGCACCACCAGGAAAACUUAUUUCCAUUAAAAUUCAGAUGCUGGAUGAUACCCAGGAAGCAUUUGAAGUUCCACAACGAGCUCCAGGGAAAGUGUUGCUGGAUGCAGUUUGCAACCACCUAAACCUCGUUGAAGGAGAUUAUUUUGGUCUUGAGUUUCCAGAUCAUAAAAAGAUCACGGUAUGGCUGGAUCUUUUAAAACCUAUUGUGAAACAGAUCAGAAGACCAAAACAUGUUGUUGUUAAAUUUGUGGUAAAAUUCUUUCCACCUGACCAUGCUCAACUUCAAGAAGAACUUACAAGGUACCUCUUUGCUCUGCAGGUGAAGCAGGACCUGGCUCAGGGCAGGUUAACAUGUAAUGAAACCAGUGCUGCACUUUUGAUCUCACACAUUGUGCAAUCUGAGAUUGGGGAUUUUGAUGAAACAGUAGAUCGGGAGCACUUAGCAAAGAACAAGUACAUACCUCAGCAAGAUGCACUAGAAGACAAAAUUGUGGAAUUUCACCACAACCACAUUGGACAAACACCAGCAGAAUCAGAUUUCCAGCUCCUGGAGAUUGCCCGCCGCCUGGAGAUGUAUGGAAUCCGGUUGCACCCAGCAAAGGACAGGGAAGGUACUAAGAUCAACCUGGCUGUUGCUAACACAGGAAUUCUAGUGUUUCAGGGUUUUACUAAGAUCAAUGCCUUCAAUUGGGCUAAAGUGCGGAAGCUGAGCUUCAAAAGGAAACGUUUUCUCAUCAAGCUGCGCCCUGAUGCUAAUAGCUCAUACCAGGACACAUUGGAGUUCCUUAUGGCCAGUAGGGAUUUCUGCAAGUCCUUCUGGAAAAUAUGUGUGGAACAUCAUGCCUUUUUCAGACUUUUUGAAGAGCCUAAGCCAAAGCCAAAGCCAGUUCUCUUCACAAGAGGGUCAUCAUUUAGGUUCAGUGGUCGGACUCAGAAGCAGGUUCUUGAUUAUGUUAAAGAAGGAGGACAUAAGAAAGUUCCAUUUGAAAGGAAACACAGCAAGAUUCGGUCAAUCAGAAGCCUCUCUGCUCAGCCUUCAGAACAGAACUCAGAGGUGCCAAAACAAAGCUCAAGCUUCACCUAUGGGGAUGGUGCUGAUUCACCUGGGGCCCAGAGCUGCCACCAAGGGAAGGAACUGAAUAUUUCUGCAGAGGAACCUGAGCAACACAGGAGCCCAUCUCUGAAGAAGAGCCCCAAGGAUGGCCAGCAGGUUGAUGGUGUGGUGAUGGCAACGAUGGAGGAAGAGGAGGAGGUCGUUAAGGAUAGAACACGGCAGAGUAAUCCUCAGUCGCAGCAGCCGAGCACAGGCUCCCUGACUGGUAGUCCUCAUCUCUCAGAACUGUCAAUCAACUCUCAGGGAGGACCAACUGCAGCAAACAUGACCUUGUCUCCAAACUUGAGUCCUGAUACCAAGCAAUCAUCUCCAUUAGUCAGCCCACUGCUGAAUGACCAGACCUGUGCGAGGACAGAUGAUGAGGAAGAGGUCAGGAGAAAGAGAUUUCCAACUGACAAAGCCUAUUUCAUUGCUAAAGAAGUAUCUACCACUGAAAGGACCUAUUUGAAGGAUCUUGAAGUCAUCACUUCAUGGUUUCAGAGCACAGUGAGCAAGGAUGAAUCGAUGCCCGAAACCCUAAAAAGUCUCAUAUUCUCUAACUUCGAACCUUUGCACAAAUUUCAUAGCAGUUUUCUCAAGGAAAUUGAGCACAGACUUGCCCUUUGGGAAGGCCGCUCAAAUGCACAGAUGAAAGGAGAUUACCAAAGAAUUGGUGAUGUCAUGCUGAAAAACAUUCAAGGCAUGAAGCAACUGACAAGUCACCUGUGGAAGCACAACGAGGCUUUGGUAGAGCUGGAGAAUGGAAUCAAGAACUCCCGUCGACUGGAGAGCUUCUGUCGAGAAUUUGAGCUUCAGAAAGUCUGUUAUCUGCCUCUCAACACCUUCCUCCUUCGGCCUUUGCACAGGCUCAUGCACUAUAAGCAGAUCAUGGAGAGGCUGUGCAAGCAUUACCCCCCAAACCACUCCGAUUUCAGGGAUUGCAGAGCUGCGCUGGCAGAGAUUACAGAAAUGGUGGCGCAACUCCAUGGCACUAUGAUAAAGAUGGAGAAUUUCCAGAAGCUGCAUGAACUCAAGAAAGACCUGAUUGGCAUCGACAAUCUUGUGAUCCCGGGAAGGGAAUUCAUUCGCUUGGGCAGCCUCAGUAAGCUGUCUGGAAAAGGGCUCCAGCAACGUAUGUUUUUCUUGUUUAACGAUGUUUUGCUGUACACAAGUCGAGGGCUGACCGCCACCAAUCAGUUCAAAGUCCAUGGACAGCUCCCUCUGUAUGGCAUGACAAUAGAAAGAAGUGAAGAAGAAUGGGGGGUUCCUCAUUGUCUUACACUCUGUGGUCAACAUCAGUCCAUUAUUGUUGCAGCAAGUUCCCGAAUAGAGAUGGAAAAGUGGAUUGAGGAUAUACAGAUGGCAAUUGAUCUGGCAGAAAAAAGCAGUGGCCCUACCCCUGAAUUACUAGCAAGUAGUCCACCUGACAAUAAGUCCCCUGAUGAUGCCAUGGCUGACCAAGAAUCUGAGGAUGACCUCAGUGCUUCCCGCACCUCCCUCGAGAGGCAGUCUCCCCACCGGGGCAACACCAUGGUUCAUGUCUGCUGGCACCGAAACACCAGUGUCUCCAUGAUCGACUUUAGUAUUGCCGUGGAGAAUCAGUUGUCUGGGAACCUAUUACGGAAAUUCAAAAAUAGCAAUGGAUGGCAGAAGCUCUGGGUGGUGUUUACCAACUUCUGCCUGUUCUUCUACAAAUCACACCAGGACAAUCAUCCCUUAGCCAGUCUGCCUUUAUUAGGAUAUUCACUCACCAUUCCCUCGGAAGCCGAGAACAUCCACAAAGACUAUGUGUUCAAGCUACACUUCAAGUCCCACGUCUACUACUUCAGGGCUGAGAGUGAAUAUACGUUUGAAAGGUGGAUGGAGGUGAUCCGGAGUGCCACCACCUCAGCCUCCCGUGCUUGUGUUCUAAGUCACAAAGAAUCUCAUGUGUAUUGAUGGCUGAAACACCCACAUUUCUUGUUCUAGCAGUUGCUGCUUUUCUAAAGGACGUUUGAAGUUAUUUUCUUCUGUAUUAACGAAGCCUAGUGAAAUUAAAACAAGUGGUUUUGCAGCAACUCUUGUCUGUUCCAGCAAAACUGUUUUUAAUCUAGUCUUUUCAGCUGUCCCCACCCCAAUGGUAACAGAGCCCCACCACCUCCUGUCCCGUGUGGUAUUCUGUGGGUCCUUCUCUUGGUGUGCCGUUUUGUUUUUUAGCUUGUGCCAGUAUUAAAAUAUUGUUCUUAGAGUGCCAAAUGACAUUUCCUUUCCUCCAAGAUUGCACCUUAAAAAGCAGUACAAAUGUACCUGCCCCUUCCCAAUGAGAACGUGAUCCCAUGUGCAAGUGCUAUUUCUUCUUUUUCUUAUGAAAAAAAAAAAGAAAAAAGAAAAACUUUUUAUUGUUUUGAUCUGUAGACUGCUGGCUUUUUCACAGUGUCUGAUACAGACACAAUAGAAGCAGCCUUACAGUAAAGGUCGUUUUGAGAUUUCAUUUUUCAAUCUUUCUACUUUAUUAAUCAAGGAAUUCCUACUAAUUUUCUAUUGUUAUAAAAGUUUGCAGCACACAAACAAUAUUCCACUUUGGGGUUUCAUGUUAUAAUAACGAGCUACUUUAUGACAUUUAUCAGACCUUGGUGCAAGUUGACCAAAUUGUUUACUGUUAACUUUGGGAAGUGAUGACUAUUUGCAAAAUGUAGUUUGUUUUUUAAGAAGAAAUAAUGAAACAAAAGUCCAGUGCAAUAUUAUUUGGGCUAUAAAUGUACUGUGAAUGACGUGUACAAUGGGAAGAUAUUAAGCUGUGGUGUUUUGCUUUGUCUCACAAGCAUGAAAAUACCUGUAUGUCCUUAACCACGGGCCAUUUGUGACAUGUUAAGUUAUGAAGAGUGUUUUUUGUUGGCUUAAGUGGAUGCAGAAACACUAUAAAGUAAUGGUACUUGUUCCCCUUCCCCGGACUUUCAUUAACAUCUCCGUUCUAUUGAAAAGAAAGAAUCCCUUUAAAACAAAGUGAUGCUCUACCCCUUUGCCCUCUGGUCACGGGGAUUAACAGUAGUGUGACAGUUCGUGGGCUGGACUGCCAGUACCACAGGGAAAGCGGUGCCACCAGGAACUGCAUUUAGCACACUUCUAUUCCCGCUCCCUUUCCCUUCUUGGUUUUAAGGCCUCUUCUAACACAAGUCUACCAAACCACAGAGGAGCAGACAGCGGCUCAAUUAACACACUUCUCUCCCCUCCCCGCCAGCCAGGCUGAUGCUGCCUCCUGGAGGAUACGCAGGAAUGAGUUGUUGCUGGAGUACACAGACUUCAUGGAGCUGAAGCUGGCUUUGAUACAUAUGGAAACUGCAAUUUUGAAAUGGACUAGUAGCUUUAGACUUGUUAAAUCACUUGCCUUACAACAUGUACCAGAUGGUUUAAAGUACUAACAACAAAAGGGAAUAAAAAUACCUCACUCCACUGAGCAGGCUGCAGUCUGAAGGCGAGACCCCUUGUGCUUUUGUUCUUCCUCCUCCUCCCGCUCUGAUCCGAUCGGGGUGCGGCCAGCCACCCCCAGCCCGCUCCAUUCCCUGGACGGGGUGGGGGCUCACGGGGAGGAGUAGUCCACAGGGGGUUCUUGCUGGAUUCAGAGGGGGAUGGAGAUCUACUACUCAACAGUUAACCAGUCCCCAAAGGAGAGGAUAGAGAGGAGGACCACUUUUCGCAGUUUGCUGCUGCUUACCGGCAGACAUCUCCCUCCCUCAUGAAGCGAUGCUGCUGGAUAAACCCACAGGGCUAAAAAUGGCCAUUGGAACAGAGCCAAGGACUCGUGUGUUGAGAUUUUUUUGGUCCAAGGUAGUGACUGUCAGAGCCUGGGUUGGAACAAAGGUCUUCAACAAUGAAACCUUCUCUGAAUACAGAAAUGGCUCUCUGAAGUUGGAGUUCCUUAACUACCUCCCCCCACUUCAAAUAAAAGUGUUUGGCUGACAAA
Messenger RNA from Monodelphis domestica (gray short-tailed opossum), 6100 nucleotides. RefSeq names its product FERM, ARH/RhoGEF and pleckstrin domain protein 1 (gene FARP1). The record is from RefSeq and is a predicted model, not a curated record. Gene Ontology annotation, cellular component: cytoskeleton. Gene Ontology annotation, molecular function: cytoskeletal protein binding; guanyl-nucleotide exchange factor activity. Lineage: Eukaryota; Metazoa; Chordata; Mammalia; Didelphimorphia; Didelphidae.